AUGUUGAAAAACAUCCUUCCUGUCACAUUCGAAAUUGCGCUUCAUAUUAAAACAAGAAUUAAAUACCGAAUUGAACCAUCUCAACCUGUUCUCAACCCAUUGAGCAAUGAUGUACUGGAAUCACUUCGCUUCGAACUCGCUUCUACAAAGACGAAUUUGUUGAAAACACAUAAUAAAAUUGUGAAGCUCCACGAAGAAUGGAUAUCUCUUCAAUCCGAUCCAACAGAGCAAAGAGUUUUCGAAGACUACGUUACAAAACACGGCGAUUAUCGCACAGAUAUUGCCUCAGCCACCAACAUUCUCGAACAAUGUGAUGCCAUUCUGAAUGCUCUAGACGCCGAGUAUGUCAAAAGAGAACUCAAUCCACCAUUAGAUCUCUCUGACGUGACACCUCUAGACGACGAAGGCAAGACAAACACGAGACGACCCCUAUACAUUCUACGCCAGACACGUCUCUUCUCAACUUCUAGAUGCUUCCAUUCUAACAAGUUAGAUUUACCUACAUUUGAUGGCAAUCUACUAGAUUUUCCAGAAUUCAAUGCUUGGUUUGCAACACUUGUCGCCAACAAGAGUCAACUUAACGACACUACAAAAUUCUCACUUCUGAAGUCAUGCCUCCGUGGAAGAGCCCUACAGUCCAUCCAAGGACUUUCGAUGACAGCCGAGAACUAUCAUAUUGCUAUAGGCAUACUGAAGACACUUUACGAUGACAAGAAUCAUACAGUGCACCUAGAAGAACCUAACAAAAAGCCUGUUACUUCUUUUAUUGAUCAGAAUGAACAACCAGUUGACUCACAGAUCGAUGUUCCUACAACACAAGCUCCUGUCACUUGCUCAACCAACAAUGUAACAAAUAUUACGACUCAGACUGCACUGAUGUGCACAACUGUAACGCUCUUCAAUCCAAAAGAUCGCUCGCAUCAAACUACAGUGACUGCUUUUUUGGACAGCGGUUCUAACAAGUCAUAUAUCACCGACGAAGUCGCUACCAUACUUCAUUUGCCUACCAUAGGGAGCGAACAUAUCAGCCUCUCUACCUUUGGGAAAAUCGAAUCCCCGGAAUUGGAAUGCCGAAACCACGUAAUAGGUUUGUACACUGAAAAGGGAGUGAAACACCUUCAAGUGAAAUCGAUACCGUUGCUCACUGGAAACCUACAGCGCAUCCAAAUCCCUGAAGGAUCAACCAGUAAUGUCACCCUCUCUGUCUGUCAACCGUCCAUUCUUGUUGGGAAUGACUACUUUUGGGACAUUAUUUUGUCUGAAGACUUCCAUCACAGGACUCUUUCAAAGAGUUAUCGAAUUUUACAUGUAGCUAUUGGAGACAUGAUUGUAGGCAGAUCUUUCAAAGCGAAAAAUUAUGUUACAUGUACUGCCGUCAACUCUAUCACUGAGACAGACGAUGCGUCCAAUCCUUCGAAUCACAAGGAGCUCAUUGAGUUGGUUAGCAACUUCUGGAGACUCGAAACGAUUGGGAUACUCGAUGACCCUUUACAGCAAGAUGAUGAACAAUGUCUCAAAUACUUCAAUAAUAGCGUCUACUAUGAUGAAGUUCAAAGAAGGACAUCUGAGUAUCAACGACUUUCUACAUCGCGAACCGGCACUUCUGCCAGACCUCACUGGGAUUCUUCUUCGGAGCAGGCUAUGCAAGAUCUUGAUUUCAAGCGACAUAGAAAAAGCCUUCCUAAUGGUCGGCUUGCAUGA
Molecule: messenger RNA, 1701 nt
Organism: Cylicocyclus nassatus
Lineage: Eukaryota; Metazoa; Nematoda; Chromadorea; Rhabditida; Strongylidae
Source: the annotation of a GenBank genome assembly